This is a messenger RNA of Melampsora larici-populina 98AG31, 864 nucleotides long. RefSeq lists its product as uncharacterized. The coding region runs from base 1 to 864 and encodes 287 amino acids. The record is from RefSeq and is a predicted model, not a curated record. The transcript is spliced from 3 exons. NCBI's taxonomy places the organism in Eukaryota, Fungi, Basidiomycota, Pucciniomycetes, Pucciniales, Melampsoraceae.
AUGUCUUCACCCAUUACCAACCGUACCGCCAUCCAAUUUUCCCCAAGUGCCUUAACGCCCGGCCUUCAUAUCUCGUCAUUUCCAGUCAGUUCAGCAGCGGCCAGUUCGAUCUUAGAACUAAUCAAGUCUACUCGCGGGAGCGCUGAGCGUGUCCCCGUCUCGAUCCCUUUAACUGCGCACCCGGGAGUCCACCAAGGCCAAGAUCAGUGCAUGAAGUGUGGCAUCUUUGGGCACCGUUCAUAUCAAUGUGCUCAAACCUCCAAUUCAGCCGAACCGAUCCCAGACUGGCGCCGUACAACUAACGGCAAGAUAUACAGUUUAAAGGCAUUACUCGGUAUGCCUCCUUACUGCAAGUGGACUAUGGACACGCUGUUGGAAGAUACCUCGAAUCAAAACAUCUACGAUAAGAGCCCAUCUGGCACGCCCACCCCUAUCAGUGUCACAACCGACCUUUCAAAUGGCCAACCGACCGAUUUGAAUACUCGAUCGAUGAAUUUGGAUCCACCUUCCACCAACAGCAAUCCGAACACUGCUUUGACCAAGAUCAUCGAUCUCGAGAUUGCAUCAUCCCCCGACAGGAUUGAUCUGACUUCCCCAAACGCCACUCCUAAGGCUACCUCAUUGUCAAACAAGAUUCCGUCCAUUCAUUCACACUCGAAACAAAGUACACGUCAAGCUUUCAAAGGAAAACAAACUCAAGCUUUCAACCCGGUGGUGUCCCCAUGGAACGAUUGGUCCAAGAUUUGGAGUUGGAGACCGAACAGUACCACUGCUGCUGCUGCUAUAAGCGAGAGUGUUACAGGCUUACGCGUGUCUAAUCUCUUUAUAUCGAAUUAUAGACAAUCUCUUGAUAUCGAAUUAUAG